GUUUAAAAAAAUAAAAAAUCGAUUAAAAAUUAAUAAAAUAUGUAGGUUUAAUGAGAAACUAGUAACUAAGUAAAAAAAAACAGUAACUAAGUAUAAAAGUAAGAGAAAGUAAGUAAAAAACAGGUAACUUUUAUGCAUCCUUUUUACAGGCAUAAUACUUACAAGAAAGACACAAGUAAAUGUUGUGAAAAGGAUCCUUACUUUGUAAAUAGCAGCGAAAUAAGGAAACUAUUUUAUUACAAAAGAGUAACCAUCCAUGAAACCAUACAAUGUUUUCUGAAGCAGCGCGGAAAUUUUAUGGAGUGCAAAAAUAUUGUUAGGGUCGUCUUUCCAGACUGACAUACGCUUUCUGUAGCUUUGAACCCAAUGGGAAACUUAUCCACACUGCUAUCCACACAACGCAGUCAGUGAAUGCGAAUCUGUCGUGGUGAGUAGUCGCCUUAAGUGCGACAUCGGUUACAACAAAUAGCGACGAGAGAGUUCAAAUAUCAAAAAAUAUUUAUUGUGAAAUUUAAAUAAAGAACAAUGGAAUGUGUUGUUUAAAAAGUUUAAUUAAUGUAUUUGAAAAAGUUUUUAUUGUUCUGAAAAAGUUAAUAAAUGAGGAUUGUGCAUGAGACUUGAAAAAGUUUCAUAAUAAGUAAUGUAAAAGUGUUUUGUUUGUUAUAAAUAGAUUAAAUUCACACGAGCCAGAGUUAAGUGUUAAGAAAUAAUGCAUUUUUUAAGAAACAAAAUUACCCAUACAUAUCGUCCUGUUUCAAUAUUGAUUUGAUGAUUGGCUUUGAGUAGAGACAUUGAAAGGCUAUUUAAAUCCAUCAAUAAUGGAAGGCAGUCAGAACAAAAAUGGAUGUAAUGCAUAAUAUUACGUUGGAGAGACAGAAGUUUUACGCCACCCACGAUUUUAAGAAUCCACCCAAUUUGGAAGACGUGGAGGUGGUGUUCACAUGGAAAAUGGAUUUCAACCACAGCACCCUCGGGGCUGCUACAGUCCUUGUGCCCAAGACCCCUACAACAGCACCGACUUCCACGACCAUGCCGCUCUGGGCCCAUAACUCCUGGGUGUGCCUCUUUGCUGCAAUGCUGGCUGUCGCUAUUGGUGGCAAUGCUAUCGUCAUAUGGAUAGUUACAGCUCACCGAAGAAUGCGGACUGUGACCAACUACUUCUUAGUGAACUUAUCCUUCGCUGACCUCAUGAUGGCCUCUCUCAACUGCCUUUUCAACUUUAUUUACAUGUUGCAUAGUGACUGGGUUUUCGGAGUCCGGUAUUGUCAGCUGAGUAAUUUCAUCGCGAACGUGACGGUUGCGGCCAGUGUGUUCACACUGACGGGAAUUUCCUUUGACAGAUAUCAAGCCAUCGUGAGACCGAUGCGACCGCGGAUGUCCAAGACUUGUUCCCUCAUCAUGAUUGCUGCGAUAUGGAUUAGUGGAAUGCUGCUAGCAAUUCCCUGCCUUCUAUAUUCUACCACUAAGGAAUAUAGAUCUAAAGGCACGCUCAAGACAGCUUGCCUUUUAUCAUGGCCUGAUGGUCUUCCAGACGUCUCUUACAUGGACUUUGUGUAUCAAGUAUUAUUUUUCGUGGUGACCUACGCCGUUCCCAUGAUGGGGAUGACGUUCUUUUAUUCAGCCAUGGGCAGGGUAUUGUGGGGUUCAAGAUCUAUAGGGGAGCUAACUCAGAGACAGGUGGACUCGAUACGAUCUAAACGAAAGGUUGUGAAAAUGUUCAUACUAGUAAUUGUGAUAUUUGGUAUAUGCUGGCUACCCUACCAUAUGUACUUCAUUUACACUCACUUCAACCCUUCAAUAUUAUAUAUGAAGUACGUCCAGCAUGUAUAUCUCGGAUUCUAUUGGCUGGCUAUGGCGAACGCCAUGGUAAAUCCUCUCAUUUAUUACUGGAUGAAUGCCAAGUUCAGGACCUACUUCCGAACGGCUAUACUCUGUCGAUGGAGGGAUAUGCUGCGCCGACGUCGGAAGAGACCACUUCCUGAGUCACCACCGGACAUCUCGCAGUCUGGCAGCCGUUCCAGAUCAGUAUACGUUUCAACAGGUAUCGAGGAGCUCAGAGACUCAAGAGGAAAUGCAGUGCACGGAUGGCCGCGCUUGUCGUGUCGAACUCGAGUCGACCUCCCAUCGCAGAGACCGCCUUUGCUUGCUAGCUGCCCGCGGUGUCCUCACAGCACGUAUUAUGACGCCUACAUUCACGGACGCAAAGUGUAAAUGAGGAAAAAUAUUGAAUAAAAAAAAAACUAAAGUGCAUAAGUGAUUUAUUAAAGUGUUAUUAAGUGUUUAAUUAAAUUAAUAUAUAAUAUAUGAACGUGUAAACAUCGAAGAGCUGUAAAUAAUUAAAAUUGAAAUUUAAAACAGUAUUAUAGUUAGGAAUUAACUCAUGUUUUUUAGGAAUAUGUUUGUUAAUUCACUUACUAUUUAUAAAUAUAUGUGUAUAUGUAUUAAGUAACUAACAAUUGAUGUUAAUAAUGAUGCUCAGAUGACACUAGUUUGUAAUUAAUAAUUAAAUGUUUAAUUUUAAUACUUCGUUCAAUAAACGUUGUAUAAGUCAGUAUUAAAAUUGGCAUAAGUUUUAAUUUAUUAAAAAAAAAACGGAAA
Molecule: messenger RNA, 2598 nt
Organism: Galleria mellonella (greater wax moth)
Lineage: Eukaryota; Metazoa; Arthropoda; Insecta; Lepidoptera; Pyralidae
Gene: NGR-A32
Product: tachykinin-like peptides receptor 86C
Exons: 12
Coding region: 841-2211 (456 amino acids)
Biological process (GO): G protein-coupled receptor signaling pathway
Cellular component (GO): plasma membrane
Molecular function (GO): neuropeptide Y receptor activity; tachykinin receptor activity
Source: RefSeq, a predicted model, not a curated record